AUGCCUCCUAGCCGCAGCACGAAGCGUGCGUACUCAGAGCCCCCUGUGGACCCCGAGGAAUCUACCAAGAAGCGCAAACCGAUCAACGGUAGAACGGAGGUUUCUCCUUCUCCCUCUGAUUUCUCGUCAGAUGGGCUUGAAAAUGAUUUGCCGCUCGCGCCAGGGGCCCACGACUAUGUUGACUACAGCUUGAUGGCUCAAGGUGGUCAGGAUGAGGGCCAUUCACGUCCCCCGAGACAACAGCGAUGGAAACACAAUGGGGACCAACCUAUCACCGAUCCAGCUCUUGUCCCGGAAGGCUGGAACGCCGACGAGUUAGAUCUCGACGUCAACGACAUCGAUAGUCAAGUCGAAAGAUGCCUAGAGAGGAUCAGUGAUGGAAUCUUACCUAAUUUCUUCAAGUUCAGACUGUCACAGUACGAGAGAAGAAGGGCCGCUCGCGAUGAAAUGGUCCAUUCUGAACCGGCUGGACUCAGCUGGGACAUUGUUCGACGUUUGGAGCACUUGAAGAACAUCGACAAGUAUCUCAGCACGAAUGGGGACCCGGAUAAUCAGCUUCCUAAUGUCAAGGCUAUCAUCAAAGCUUACAGGCAACGCAAAUUGGGAUGGUCGAGAGGAUGGGUCAGCUACUGGUCGAAGGGCGUGCAAGUCAAUACCCCCCAGAAGUUCGACGCGGAUCGUCAUAAAAAACUGGCUGGGGAGUACGAUACCAAUAAAGCGUGGUGGGUGGAAGGUUUCCCGGUAAAUAUAUCGGCUGACAGCCAACGUAUUGGUGCCAAUGGCCUCACCCUAUGGGUGUGCCAUGAUACUGGUGCCGAUCUCAUGGCGGUACCUGAAUGCUAUAUCGACCAGUUGGAGUCCCUCGGUAUCCCUGUUCCAGUUCAUGGCUAUAAUCUCAUGGACAUCCCUGGCUCCACGACUUGUCACAAGGUUGUGGAAGUUGACGUCCGGCUGGUUGACAUCAACAAUGCGCCUUUGUGCCACUGGAUGAGAAUACAGGCCUGUGUCCUCCCAUCUAGGCUGGGCGAUCACUUUGGAACAAUUCUUUCCGGACCUUUCCUGCGAUUUGCGCUCUACACUGCAACAUGCCCAGAUGGACAGGGGCAUCUCUAUGUUUGUAAUAACAAGAAGGAGCUCAGGAAGCUUCCAGCCCUCGCAGACGGCUUUGUGCCAGCAGGACCGCCAUUUGUGUCUACCACUCCUGCAGCUCCGGAUGGUGGAGAACCACCCCGUUUCCUACUAGAACAGCAUAAGCUCACGAGACCAUUACCGGUGCAGCCACCCCCAAUACCACUACCAGCGAAGGAACCAUCGAAGAAAGGUAGAAAAAAGGGAAAAGGGAAAACCCCCUAA
Penicillium crustosum is the source of this 1353-nucleotide messenger RNA. RefSeq lists its product as uncharacterized. The coding region runs from base 1 to 1353 and encodes 450 amino acids. The transcript is spliced from 2 exons. NCBI's taxonomy places the organism in Eukaryota, Fungi, Ascomycota, Eurotiomycetes, Eurotiales, Aspergillaceae. The record is from RefSeq and is a predicted model, not a curated record.